CGCCAUCUCUAUUCUCCGUCGUUCUCCUGCAAUCCAUGUCUGUUACCUGGUGCUGGUCUCAAUUGUUACCUUUAGCACAUUGAUCAAUAAUUGUCUGGACUACUUUACUCUCCGCAACACGCUAAUAAUCACUAUAGACGAAUAAACAACAAAAGCGAAACCCGCGGCGCCGUCCGAGCCACCAUCUCCCGACACGGCUUACCGCCCCAGAUAGGUAGCAAUACCUAGGCGGAUCCACUAAUACUGUCCAAUUUUUAUCCAUAUAAGAGCCUUUGCGGCGCCUUGCGUCACACCUCUUCCUCCCCAGUCAGAUCCUCUCGUGUCAUCCGUCUCUUCGAUAUUCCACCCCUGCCCACAAUCGCCAUGGACAUUGUCAGUCGCGAUCUUGAAAAGGCUGAGGAAGAUGCUCGCCGCGGCAGCACACAGCCGCACCACCAACCCGACGCCCGCGAAGCUCUCGUACGAACCGUCACGGGCAUGACCAGCUCGACCGACUCCAGCUCAGGGUCUGAAGAAGAAGGUCGUGAGACUCACGGCGGCAUGUCGCGUGUCCAGACUCAACGCGACGAUGGUCCUGAGCUCGAACGUAACCCAACAGCCCUCUCGCGUAUCCAAACUGGCCGCAGUCAACAUGGCGGCACUGUCGGCGCGAGUCUGAAGUCGCGGCAGUCGACGAAGCCAUUACCCGAUUUCGGUGGUGGAAAGCCGUAUCCACCACCACUGCCAGAUCGCGAGGAAUAUGUCGUUGAGUUUGACGGCGCCGACGAUCCACUGCACGCGAUGAAUUGGCCUCUGAAGAAAAAGCUGGGCAUUGCCGCAAUGUUGGGGUUCACAACCUUGUGUGCGGCAUUUGGUUCAAGUAUAUUUUCCGCUGCUACGAGGACUGUCGCGACCAUCUAUGGCGUGUCUGCUGAAGUUGGCACGCUGGGUGUAUCACUCUACGUGCUUGGUUUCGCUACCGGUCCCAUUCUAUGGGCACCUCUUUCAGAACUUAAAGGACGUAGACUUCCGCUGGUGGUUGCGUCGUUCGGUUUCUCGAUAUUCAACAUUGGUGUCGCCACAGGCAAAGACCUACAAACAAUCCUGAUUUGUAGAUUCUGGGCCGGCUUUUUUGGUGCUUGUCCGCUCACUUGUGUCGGUGCUGUCUUCUCCGACAUGUUCGACAACCGGACAAGAGGUAUCGCCAUCACAGUCUUCUCCAUGACCGUCUUCACCGGUCCUCUCUUGGCGCCCUUUAUUGGCGGCUUCAUCACUAUGUCCUACCUGGGCUGGCGCUGGACCGCAUACAUCACCGCCAUCAUGGGAUUUCUGGCCUUUGGGCUCAAUCUAAUCUUCCUCGAGGAGACCUACCCGCCCGUUAUCCUCGUUGCCAAAGCCGAAGAGCUGCGCCGCCGCACGAAGAAUUGGGGCAUUCACGCCAAACAGGAGGAAAUCGAAGUCGACUUCCGCGAGCUCGUCGAGAAGAACUUCAGCCGCCCAAUGAAGAUGCUGUUCACCGAGCCUAUUGUGCUAUUACUGUCCAUUUACAUGGCUUUCAUCUACGGCCUGCUAUACCUUUUUCUGACUGCGUACCCGCUCGUCUUCCAGGGCGUGCACGGCUUCAACCUCGGCGUCGGUGGCCUCCCCUUUUUUGGUAUGAUCACGGGACAACUCCUUGCGGGCCUCUUCAUCAUCCUGCGUCAGCCCGGCUACCAGAAGAAACUGGCCGCGAACGGUGGCAUGCCCAUCCCGGAAUGGCGACUCCCAGAAGUCAUCAUCGGCGGCGUUGCCUUCUCUAUCGGCCUGUUCUGGUUCGGCUGGACUGGCUACCGCGCCGACAUUCACUGGAUCGUGCCGACGCUCUCCGGGCUGCUGACCGGUUUCGGCCUGCUGUGCAUUUUCCUGCAAGCGCUCAACUAUCUGAUCGACGCAUACCUGAUGUUCGCCGCGUCCGCAAUUGCCGCGAAUACAUUUCUGCGCUCGCUGUUCGGCGGCGUCUUCCCGCUGUUUGCCAUGUACAUGUUUAACGGUAUGGGCAUCCAGUGGGCGAGUACACUGCUGGGAAUAGUGGCAGCGCUACUGGUGCCUGUGCCCGUGUGGUUUUAUCUCAAGGGCGGCCAGAUACGCACGAAAAGCAAGUACGCGCCGACACCGAAGCCAAUUGGCGCAUCGGACUAAGCAUGUUGAGAUACCCUGUUUUCUGUUUCCUGUUUACGUGCGAUGUUCGGGCACAUUUGUUUGAUAGCGUAGGCGUGGUAUAUAGAUGGAAGUUGUAAGAUGUAGACGGUAUAGCUCGCGAUGUGUCGAGUAAAAUUUUAAUGACACAAAUUUAAUCCAUGUAGCAUAGCAUGCAGUGCACGGCCCUGUUAUAGUGCCUGGCG
Molecule: messenger RNA, 2360 nt
Organism: Pseudovirgaria hyperparasitica
Lineage: Eukaryota; Fungi; Ascomycota; Dothideomycetes; Acrospermales; Acrospermaceae
Product: major facilitator superfamily
Exons: 2
Coding region: 364-2157 (597 amino acids)
Biological process (GO): transmembrane transport
Molecular function (GO): transmembrane transporter activity
Source: RefSeq, a predicted model, not a curated record